GAUCAAACUUUUUAAAACUUGAAGUAGAAUGACAACAAAAGAAUUAUUUUUUAAUCGAAAUUAUAUCUAAUAUUGAACUGAUUAAUCACUUAAAAAGAAAUUGAUUUCUUAACGUACAGAUAAUAGAAUUGUAAAUGUAACGGCACUUAAAAUAUAUAAAAAUAUCUUAUUUGGUUUGGAUAUGUAUACUCGUAUUAUAAGAAUACUACUCAGUUACUCAGUCUACUGCUUCGACUACAAAAUGCGAGUACUAGUGGUAUUGUGUAUAAUAUUACAAGUAGUUUUGGGAAAAAGAGGUUUUGGUCCAACAGAUCAAGAAUGGGGCUUCUCUGAAGUAAGACCUGGUGCUAAUUUAUUUUGGUGGCUUCAUUAUACCACCGCAGAUGUCUCUACACCAACAGAUAGACCUCUUCUAAUAUGGCUACAGGGAGGCCCAGGAUCAUCUUCAACAGGUUAUGGAAACUUUGAGGAGUUAGGUCCAUUAGAUUCAAAUUUAAAUCCUAGGAAUACUACUUGGGUACAAUGGGCUAAUGUUCUGUUUGUGGAUAAUCCUGUCGGAACCGGAUUUGGAUAUGUAACCAGUGAUGACUUGUACGCAAAAAAUAAUACUCAAAUUGCAACAGAUUUUUUGGAAUUUAUGAAAGAUUUCUACAAACAGUUGCCCAAAUUUAAGACCGUACCAUUGUACAUAUUUUGCGAGUCAUACGGUGGAAAAAUGGCAGCAGAAAUUGCACUUGUAUUAUACCAAGCCAUACAAAAAGGUGAAAUAGAAUCAAACUUAAAAGGCGUUGCCCUUGGCGAUUCUUGGAUUUCUCCCUUAGAUGCUGAACUUUCGUAUGGACCAUAUUUAUUUAACUUGGGUUUUAUUGAUCGAAAUGGAUACGACGCAAUAAUGGAAGAAGCUGCACGAGUAAAGAAAGCCAUAGACAAAGGCGACUUUGACGAAGCUCUUAGUCUAUGGUAUAGUAUGGAAUCAUUGGUGGAGGUUGAGACACGUGGAAUUGAUUGGUAUAAUGUCUUUACAGGACGAGUAUCUAAUAAUAUCAGGGGUUUGGACAAGCAAAAAACAGGUGCACCUAGUGUUACAGACGACCUAGCCACCAUUAUGAAUUCUAAAGUUGCUCCUGCGUUAAAUAUUACCAAAGAGUGGGUUGACCAAAGAUCUGAAGUGUUUGACUCUUUAGGAAACGACUUUAUGAGACCUGUGACGCAUAUAGUUGAAGAACUUCUUAAUACUACAGAUUUAAUUGUAGCUGUGUACAACGGACAAUUGGAUUUAAUUGUGGAUACACCUGCAACUUAUAAUUGGGUUGAAAAUAUUGCGUUUAAAGGAAAAGAUAAGUGGGAACAUGCAGAAAGGAUCGAAAUAUAUAACGCUGUCGACUAUAUUCAACAAGGCUUUUAUAAAAGAGCAAACAAAUUUGCCUUUUACUGGGUAAACCUAGCAGGUCAUAUGGUUCCACAUGACAACCCUACUGCUAUGGAGUUCAUUUUAAGAGACGUAACAGAUAAUUUCAAAGUAUAAAUUUUUUUAUAAAUCACAAAAUAUUAUCCUAAUUAAUAAUAUUUUGUGUAUUUUGAAUAAACGCUAAUAUGUAA
Diabrotica virgifera virgifera (western corn rootworm) is the source of this 1599-nucleotide messenger RNA. Its product is annotated as retinoid-inducible serine carboxypeptidase. Gene Ontology annotation, biological process: proteolysis. Gene Ontology annotation, molecular function: serine-type carboxypeptidase activity. Lineage: Eukaryota; Metazoa; Arthropoda; Insecta; Coleoptera; Chrysomelidae. The record is from RefSeq and is a predicted model, not a curated record. The transcript is spliced from 8 exons. The coding region runs from base 182 to 1525 and encodes 447 amino acids.